GAUGGCUAUCUGGACCGUCAGCGAGGACCGAGAGACCUACCUCCCAUUGGAAGGUCCAGGGCGCCACGACCUGACUGUGUUCUCGAGGUUUCCUUCGUCGCCCGCUGUGACGCUCGGGGACCGGACUCGAGUGCUCAGCUGGGACCCGGAGUUCAACCGGAUCACGACUUUCGCCUCAGAACCGCGAGCGUUGCCUGCUUUCAUCCAACACAACUUUACUGUUGAAUGUACUCAAGCUGAGAACCACUGUAGAUGUGAUAUUCUGGCUGGUGAGAACGAAACCCUGGUCGGCUCCGCCUCUCUGCCAGGCGAGAUAGACGCGCUUUCCAUCCACGGGAGUCCUGCUGAAAAGCUCAUCGUUAUCCUGCGAGGCGUCGCAGACGAGCAAGCGACGAGCGGCGACAGCAGCGAUUCCCCCGAGGAAGCCGGUGACCCGCCGGGCUCCUGGCUCCGGGAGCGCCCCGUGGCCUUGAACGCUCUUCUGGCGGUGGUCGCCGCUGCUCUGUACGCGAAGAACAAGAAGAUCAAGAUGGUCAAUGAGGUGUUAAGACGCCAAUUGCCAGAUCCGAAGGAAAAGAUACAGGAACCAAGUAUUUGGAGGUACCUGUGCUGGGAAUUUCUGAAUCUGUUUAAGAAUGAGAAGCGCAGAAGAUCAGGAAUUUCCCCGGCGGCCAAAAUUCCAGAGAAAGAGCUUCUGCAUGCUAACGAUGAAGACAGGGACGAAGGUGCUAUUAAAGGCGACUGUGGCGGGGAUGCUAAUUAGAGUGCUGUUCAUGAGCAAUGAGUGUCUGUAUUUACGAAUUAUGGAAACAUGCGAUCACACCUGAUUAUAAUCAUAUAAGCACACACCAACACACAGCGUUCACACAUAUUAGGACCUGUUUAAAAUUACGUGCAGACACAGAAGCCAACGUAGGUAGAACACAUAAAUGCACACAAAUAAUCAAACCAGCCAUA
Penaeus monodon (black tiger shrimp) is the source of this 957-nucleotide messenger RNA. RefSeq lists its product as uncharacterized. Lineage: Eukaryota; Metazoa; Arthropoda; Malacostraca; Decapoda; Penaeidae. The record is from RefSeq and is a predicted model, not a curated record.